Rotaria sordida is the source of this 790-nucleotide messenger RNA. NCBI's taxonomy places the organism in Eukaryota, Metazoa, Rotifera, Eurotatoria, Philodinida, Philodinidae. The record is from the annotation of a GenBank genome assembly.
GAAAAGAACUGCUACGAAUACAAUAUGGGGCGGAGAAGUUCAAAUCCAAGCACUUUCUAUAGCUCUAUCUCAUCCUAUCUAUUCAUACAUCCAAUUUGACAACAAUCCAAAAAAUAGACAUUAUAUUCCAUUGAAUAUUAGUGUACAGGAAUUAAUCGAUCGAUUUAAUAAAGGAACAGCAGAUAUAUAUGCUAGUACAUCAGGAACUGGCUAUCUAAAGGUAGCUAAUCGCAUUGCCAGUGUUGACAGUGGUCCUAUCAAUGGUGGUGCUGCUCAAGAAGUUUAUUAUAAUGGCUAUCCCGAUUAUUUCUGUAUAACAAUGCGUGUUACACCAGCAUUACAUUUAUCUAUAUUAUCAAUUGAUUAUUUGCCAAGUUUAAUGCCAUUGGAUUCUAAAAUGCCACAUCUUCGUGAAUUAACAAUAGGCAAGAAUAUAAUAGUUAAUGUUAUAGAGCGGUUUAAAUCUUCUCAAUUUGAACGAAUCCGUAAACUUCAAAUAAGCAUUGCCGACCAGCAUAGUGAUUAUAUUAUUGAAGAAUUAUUUCGUAUUUUUCCAUUGACGCAGCAUCUUAUUUGUAAAUCUCCUAUUCGAUCACAACGAAUUAUGAAUUGUAGAAGUAUUACACGUGCAUACUAUCGUAAUUCGGUUGGUGUUCUUCUUAUUUAUGAUACAAUAAAUUAUGUCAGUUUUACUCAUGUAACCGGUUGGUUAAAUGAAGCUCGUGCACAAAUUCAACCAUAUCAAUCUGUUUUUCUUCUUGUCUGUACAAAACUUGAUCGAGAAUCUUAA